CCUUGCAGACACCUUGGCUGCAUGACUGCGGGUUCAUCCUCUAACUAUAAGGUGACGGUCGCUGUUACCGAAUCGGGCCGCUCUGGAAAUCCAGUGUUACCCCUCCCUGCCUCUUCGGCAUCCGCAGUCGGCGACGAUGCUCGUGCAGACAACGAAGAGCGGCUAUCGCUUCUGGCUGUAGCUGCCUAGCAAAGGAAAGAUUUACCAAAUACGGCAUCAGCGUUUCUGCCACUCGCUGCACCUGCAUCCAUCUCUGUCAGUAACAUGGAAAGACAGCAAGGUCGCGAGUACAUCUAAACGGGCGCCUCACCUCCAAGAGCCAAGACGGGAGGUACAAUGAGCGAGGAGGUCCCAGUUACCCCUAGCUGGCUGACCCCUGACCCUUCCUGGGUCAGCAGUGGUGGGGGCAGCAUGGAGAACGCCACGGCUGAUGCAUACCCGCCAGUGGGGCUACCCCCACAGCCGGCAGUGCCGCCCCCUGCCGAUCUGCUGGUGAACCCCUGGGACAUCGUGCUUUGCACCUCGGGCACUCUGAUAGCCUGCGAGAAUGCCCUGGUAGUUCUGGUGAUCUGGCAGAACCCGGCACUGCGCGCGCCAAUGUUCCUGCUCAUUGGCAGCCUGGCGUUGGCCGACCUGCUGGCUGGCCUGGGCCUGGUGCUGCACUUCACCUUUGCCUACCUGCUGCGCUCAGACUCAGCCCAGCUACUCACUGUGGGCCUGGUGGUGGCCUCCUUUUCUGCCUCGGUCUUCAGCCUGCUGGCCAUCACCAUCGACCGCUACCUGUCGUUGUACUACGCGCUCACAUACAACUCAGAGCGCACGGCCGCCUUCACCUACGCCAUGCUGGUGCUGCUGUGGGGCGCGUCACUCAGCCUGGGCCUGCUGCCCGUUACAGGGGUCAAUUGCCUGAGCCAGGAGGUGACAUGUAGCGUAGUGCGGCCGCUCACCAAGAAUAACGUGGCCGUGCUCUCCGUAUCCUUCCUGCUCCUCUUCGGCCUCAUGCUGCAGCUUUACGUGCAGAUCUGCAAGAUCGUCAUGCGGCACGCGCACCAGAUCGCGGUGCAGCACCACUUCCUGGCUGCUACACCACACUACGUCACUACACGCAAAGGCGUCUCCACGCUGGCCAUCAUCCUGGGCACCUUCGCCGCCUGUUGGAUGCCCUUCACCGUCUACUCCCUCAUCGCCGACUACACCUACCCGCCCCUGUACACCUACGCCACGCUGGUGCCCGCCACCUACAACUCCGUCAUCAACCCUGUCAUCUAUGCCUUCCGCAAUCAGGAGAUCCAGAAGGCACUGUGGAUGGUGUGCUGUGGGUGCAUCCCCACCACCAUGGCUCAGCGGGCACGGACACCCAGUGACGUCUGAUGUAAUGUGUACCUCUGGGCAUGCAGCUCAAUUAAAGGGCUCGGAGCUGACUGCCAGAAUCAUCUUAACGAAAUAUUCUGUCUUCAGCGGCUGCAGAGGUACCCAGUCUCCCCCCUAAGGAAUGGGGUGGGGCAUGUCUUUGGCCCCCUUUUAGGUCUUCCCCUUUCUUUAAUGUAACUCAAACCACUGCCACACAACCUCUCCCUAAUUGUGACCCCAACAACUGCCACUAGUGUCUAUGUUUGCAUGGCGAGCAGAUGUACAUAGGAUGUAGAUAAAAUUGCCCUGGCCUGUACCAAUGUACACUUUUUAGCGAGGAUGCUACUGCUUCCCUCGACCUCAGGCCCAGUGGGCCUUGAGGGUGGCGGCUGGGGGGCUGAGCGAGCCUCAUUUCUUUAGUGUCGUUGCUGCAUUCUGCACGUGCGCUGAAAACUAACCAACCGCGGAAGGCUAAAAAUAGCUCACGCGCUCAAUGAUCCGCGCGCCCUGCGUCGUCCUCCGCGGACGCGAAAGAAACUGAGCCGAAGAGAAAGCCGGUAUCGCUUUAUCUUGCUCGCUAUUUUGUUUUUCGCUUUAAAACCUUACCCAAGCGUGCCCGAAUGUCCAGUGCCCUACAAAACUGAAGACCACGAAGAGCUAAACCCCGAAAGAGAACCACUAUGAAUAUCAAACCCAUCGAUGCCUUUAUUUAGUACAACAGAUUAACUGGUAAUCGGGUUUUUUCCAUCCGUAUCAGUACUAAAUGUGUCUCGUAUGAAAAGAACCGGGGUUUCUGUAAAGUGGUGUGAAUUUAAGUGGUUCUCUUUGACUAGGGAUUUACUUGAAUAGAAAUAAAGCUAUAGCUGUAGCGUAGGCUUCUACUUGCGUGUUGGUUGAGUUUGAUUCUAAUUAUUGAAUGACGUAAGAUCAGAUUUGAAUGUAUUGUUUGUUUUUGCUUUGACGCCGCGCAUUUACUAUUUUGAUUGCAGAGGAGCUCAAGCGUGAUUGUUGUCAUUCAGUCAUCAUUGUGCUACGUUCACAAAAUAACUAACCGAAUAAUAUUAAUUUGUAAACACAUCAGAGUAUUUUACUUGGUGAAACUACCACAUUCUAACUUACAUAUUCUUUAUAUAUUCCAAACAGAAAGGAAUAAUACACUACACUGCCUGAUCACUCUUACCACCUAACCACUCAACAGUCUUCCCUGAAAACCAAACAGGUGAUAAGGAAUACAAUAGUGAAAAAAUGAGAAUGUUGAUUAUAGAAAAUAAAUAAGAAAAGCAGGUUAAUUUAUCAUUCGCCUCCUGAGAUGCGGUUGCUGUCAGUUGAACAGGAUUGCGCUUGUUAAAGGUAGCUGGUUGUGACUUUGUCGCAGUUCGACACUGUUACCUAAGUCAAUGUCACUACCUGCUUUGGAACACCAGCUUCUCGAGUGCCAACCAGCCGUGAUCCAUUCCAUCACUGAGAUAGGCUCCAUCGGCAAGCAAUAAUCACAUCCUGAGCGUUUCACCAAAUCAUAGCAAUACUCUAGCAGCAAUAACAGCUAUACCUAGCAGAAUCAGCUCUGCAAUCAAACAUAGUAUAAUCACACCCAAAUUUUGUUAGAAAAAUAAUCUAAGGUCAUUAUGACAUCUGAUUCCAUCUACAUUAAACCCAAGUAAGAGUGCCACAAAACAUGAACCGGUCAGCUCACGUCUGAAACGCCCAGAAGUUAGAUAGUGUUCUUGUGCAUGAGAUUUCAUAAUGGAGUGUUUGAGCUCUUCGCUGUGGUCAUUUACAGAAUGAUUGUUACCUUACUUGCAGCGUGACCUAUUCAGCAAUUUGCAAUCGCCGUCGUGACGCAUUCACGUCAUGUCCAUGUUGUGUUCAUGUCGCUGAAGUUCGAUCGCAUUGUUGCAUAUGAGCUGCAUGGUGGCGUGUGCUUGCAUGCUCGUGUGUACAAAUGUGUGUUUCAUCUGUGAGCUGCACAGAUGCAAGUGUGAUUCCCUGAAGGGACACAGAGGUCAGGUGGGAAAGGCUCCCGCUUGACCUCCCCAGAGACCUGCCUGCCAAAAUCUGGCCAUCAGUCUUCCCAACAUUCUGAGAGGAGGUCUCGUGACCCUCAGCGUUCAGGUAGGACCUAAUGACCUUUUACCUGAGUGACAUCUUCUACAAAACUGCAAAUGAGCUAAGGGAAACUGUGCAGAUAUGUCAGUGUAGUGACAUAUCCGGAGUCGAGGAUGACAGUGAACUUGGUGAUGACAUGACUGUGAUAUUUUGUCAACAGAGCAUCGAAAUGGAGAACUCCUUGAGCAUUGAAGAAGAAUUUAUUUUGGUAUAUUAAUUGAGAGUCUCUAUUUUUUGUUCCUUAGCUUUGUUUCCAACUGAAUUUGUGAGAUUUUAUCUUGCAUUUCAAUGCGCUGUAUGGCCUUUUCUUGAAUGUAUUGAUAAGGGAAUAGUCAUUAAUGUUCAUUUGCUAAGGCAUUUUGUCAACAGAGUUGAUCCUGUAAAUAAGGCAUGCAAAGUAGGACAGGUAUGGCGACAUGGUGCUCUGAGCAACCAAUAACCUUGGGCCACGUCCCAGUUCACCCAGUCUAACCUCUUUCUCUUGUCUCCCUUUCUAUGUGAAUGAGCACCAGCUCAACACAUGCUCAAAGGCCAGUAAGACAAGGAGAAAUCACUAGAGGUCUCAGGAUGAUGACUGUACUUUAACACAUCUUCCCGCCCUCUUCUGAAUCUUCUGUGUUUGAUAAGAGCUCUGCCACGUGAUGUUAAAUAAAAAAUAAUUUUAUGGCAUCAUGUCGACCAAAUGCUUGAUGUCUAAAAUGUGUUGAAAGGCAUAAAGCUUUUGGUGGUGUUUGGACAUUUGCCAGUUUUUUUGCCAGCUUUUGAUUUAAACAGAACUGUAAUUGUAGAUGAUUGUGCACUGUAAUCCACUAUAAGAGCUUCACCUUGAUUGCAGAAUGACGUGUGAUGUCAUAAAAGAGGUAACCUUGGGUGUUGUCAGUAGAAAGGGCUUGGAAGGGAAACAGUGUGUUUAGGGUCUCCUUAUCCAGUUUAGUUAAAGGGCAUAGCAGAAGAUAGAAACACUGCAUUACACAGUCACUGUUACAGUGUAACUAUACUAUUAAGCAUAGUGUGGUAUAUACUGAGUACAUACGCUGUUCUAUCUUAUGUAAGCACAGGGUAUCAAUAUGUUGUUACAGUAAUUAAUAGUAUAAUUACACUGUAACCAUGCCUAGGUGACAGAGUGCUACUGUGAAGAGCUCUAGCUUUGCACCUGAAAGUUAUGGGGCAAUCUUUACAAGCAAAAUUGUGGCAUACAGUCCCUGAAUGAAGUGGAGUUGAAACUGCAUUGACCCAGACCUCCUAAUUAACCUGAAGGAUGGGGUGGGUGCAAUAGUUACAGCAUCUUGUUUAGACGUAUGCGUAGUCAUAACUGUGAAAUGCACUUUAUUUUUUAGUUGUUUUUUUUUAUGAGAAAUGGCACAAGUUACUUAUCUGCAAAAUAUAAAAAUGAUAAUCAACAUGCACUAAUUAACUAAGACAUUGUAAGACAUUGUGUGAACGUGGUGUAUAUUUUUCCAAGGUGUUAGUGGUAUCUUUUUAUUGCUUUGGUUAGUUUAAUGAAUUGAAAGAUCUUGUUAAUUUUGUAUUAAAAGAAUGUGCUGUACAUUAAAAAUAAACCAGCCUGUGCUUGUUUA
This is a messenger RNA of Electrophorus electricus (electric eel), 5033 nucleotides long. It is a transcript of the gene gpr12, whose product is annotated as G protein-coupled receptor 12. Gene Ontology annotation, molecular function: G protein-coupled receptor activity. The record is from RefSeq and is a predicted model, not a curated record. Gene Ontology annotation, biological process: G protein-coupled receptor signaling pathway. Lineage: Eukaryota; Metazoa; Chordata; Actinopteri; Gymnotiformes; Gymnotidae. Gene Ontology annotation, cellular component: membrane.